AUGGAAUCUAAUAGCACCACUCCAGCAACUGACAUAGAUCAAGGUCACGGAACACAUGUGGCUGGCAUUGCAGCAGGCAACUUUGUGGAUAAUGCAGAGGUCCUUGACCAAGCUCUUGGAAGAGCAGCAGGAAUGGCGCCAAGAGCAUUUAUAUCAGUGUAUAAGGUCUGUUGGAAACCUGGAGGUUGCGGAUCAGCUGGUGUCUUAGCAGCUAUAGAUAAAGCAAUGCAAGAUGGGGUGCAUAUCCUCCAAAUGUCCUUUGGGGCACGACCUCCUAACUUGCCUACUUCAUUUACUGAGGAUGAUGUCGCUGUUGCCACGUUCUCAGCAAUGCAGAAGGGGAUCUUCCCCUGCACAGCUGCUGGUAACAAUGGCCCAGACCCAAAGACAUUGAGUCAUGCUGCACCGUGGGAUAUGGUCGCCGGUGCAACAACUACAGAUCGGAGAAUAAGAGCAACUGUGACACUCGGCAAUGGGACACAAUUCCACGGAGAAAGUGCCUACCAACCCAACAUGGUUACUAAUCAAUUUUUAUCCCUUGUUUUUCCAGGUAGCAACGGACAACAUAGUCAACUAUAUUGCUUUAAUAAUUCGUUAAAUGGCACUGAUGUUAGAGAUAAGAUUGUGAUGUGCAAUAUUGGAGGUUUAGAUAACAUCGAAAAAGGUAAAGUUGUCAGGAAUGCUGGAGGUGCUGGCAUGAUCCUUAUGAAUUUUGAAAGGUUAGGGUACACAACAUUUUCAGACGCUCACCAUCUUCCAGUAUCACAUGUGAGCUACAAAGAUGCCAUUCAAAUUAAAGAUUAUAUUAUUUCAAACUCUACACCUACAGCAAAGAUCACCUUCGGUGGAACAAUAUUUGAUAUUCACCCAUCUCCGCAUUGGCAUACUUCUCAUCCAGAGGCCCGGCCAAGUAUAAUGGAAAUAUUGUGA
This is a messenger RNA of Dioscorea cayenensis subsp. rotundata (Guinea yam), 930 nucleotides long. RefSeq names its product subtilisin-like protease. NCBI's taxonomy places the organism in Eukaryota, Viridiplantae, Streptophyta, Magnoliopsida, Dioscoreales, Dioscoreaceae. The record is from RefSeq and is a predicted model, not a curated record. Gene Ontology annotation, molecular function: serine-type endopeptidase activity. Bases 1 to 930 code for a protein of 309 amino acids. The transcript is spliced from 2 exons. Gene Ontology annotation, biological process: proteolysis.